Molecule: messenger RNA, 1035 nt
Organism: Amyelois transitella
Lineage: Eukaryota; Metazoa; Arthropoda; Insecta; Lepidoptera; Pyralidae
Gene: slf
Exons: 5
Coding region: 84-755 (223 amino acids)
Source: RefSeq, a predicted model, not a curated record
CUUUGUCCAAACCUGCCGCGCGCUAUAUUACUACAGUGCCUCUGUGAUUUUUCCCGCCGUAUUUAUUUAAUUCAUCAAUUAAGAUGCAGACGUGGGUAAUGGUGGCGUGCGUGGCUGCGCUGGCGACGCUGGCGGCUGCGCAGAAGCCGGGCCGCUUCCUCUCCCUGCCAGUUCCACAGAAAUGCGCUAACAGACCAAAGGAAUUCUUCUACAAAGGCCAUCAUUACUUCUUCAGCGGGCACGUGCCAGCGCUAGCCAACAGGAAGGUGGACUGGCUCGACGGCCGCAAUAUUUGCCGGGAGUACUGCAUGGACCUUGUCUCUAUGGAGACACAGGAGGAAAAUAAUCUGAUCUUCAAACUCAUACAACAGAAUGAUGUGCCUUACAUCUGGACAUCUGGACGUCUGUGUGACUUCAAGGGCUGUGAAUCGCGCAAGGACCUCGAACCUAAGAACAUCUUCGGCUGGUUCUGGUCCGCCAAUCGCGAAAAGAUAUCGCCAACCAAUCAAAUCCCCAACGGCUGGGGCUACAACCCGUGGUCGCAAACCGGACACAAGAAGCAGCGUCAACCCGACAACGCCGAGUUCGACAUCAACGGCACCACGGAAUCCUGUCUCAGCAUUCUAAACAACGUGUACAACGACGGCAUCGCGUGGCACGACGUCGCCUGUUAUCACGAGAAACCCAUUGUGUGCGAGGACAACGAGGAACUCCUCAAUUACGUGGCCAGCACCAAUCCCGGCAUACGUCUGUGAUGCGUUAAGUUAUUCAAAAACUUUCCAGUGACGGUUCAUCUUGCGUGCCGUUUCACGUAAACGGUGAAAAGGUCGCACUCGCAAAGAAUAUUUUAAAUAAGUCCGACACGUGUGAACGCCGUUUAAAUUUCACUAAUAAAUUCCCUUCAGCGAACGUUUCUAAAACUUGCCAAUUCCAUCGGAUCUCCCUGCACUGCCGUAUUCCGACGUACAAGAUUGUACAGAAUAGUAAUUAAGUAUUAUGUAAGUUAAUUAGGUUUAUUUGCCUAAGCGAUUUUAA